Messenger RNA from Salvelinus fontinalis (brook trout), 8208 nucleotides. It is a transcript of the gene rbm14b, whose product is annotated as RNA binding motif protein 14b. The record is from RefSeq and is a predicted model, not a curated record. The transcript has 7 exons. Lineage: Eukaryota; Metazoa; Chordata; Actinopteri; Salmoniformes; Salmonidae. The coding region runs from base 187 to 2088 and encodes 633 amino acids. Gene Ontology annotation, molecular function: zinc ion binding; mRNA binding. Gene Ontology annotation, cellular component: cytosol.
CGAAGCAUGCUGUAAAGCCACUUUUUUUAAUAGCCUAUCUGUUAUCAAAUGUAAUACGGCGAUUGUGAAGAAUCAGCAUUCUGGUGUGGCAGCCCCCCCAACCCCCUGACUUCCCCAUUGGUGAAGCCUUCUAAAAAACGGAAGCAGGCGCUACCAUUUUGAAACACGGCACUGCUUAGCUCCACUAUGGACAAGAGCAACACGGUGAAGCUCUUCGUGGGCAACCUGGCUCUAGACACCACCCAGGAGGAGCUUUCUGCCAUAUUUGAGGCGUACGGCCAGGUGGUCAGCUGCAGCGUUCUCCGACAGUUCGCCUUCGUACACCUACAGGGUGAGGGUGCUGCGGAGCGGGCCAUCAGGGAGCUGAACGGCAGGGAGUUCCGGGGGAGGAACCUGGUGGUAGAGGAGUCCCGGGGCAGACCUCUCCACUCCACCAAGGUGUUUGUGGGGAACCUGUCGGGCAUGUGCACCACCGAGGACCUCCAGGAGCUCUUCCAGACCUUUGGUAAAGUGCUGGAGUGCGACAAAGUCAAAGCCAGGCUCUCCUCUUCUGCAGGCUACGCCUUCGUGCACAUGGAGAACAAGGAGGAGGCUCUUCAGGCCAUCGAGGCCCUCCACGGCACCUCCUUCAAGGGACGCCCGCUCUCCGUGGAGCUCUCCAAGGUGCAGCCCUCCAAGCAGACACCGACGGGGAAGAUCCCCUGUGUGAGCUGUGGGAAGCAGGGCCACUACGCCGGGGAGUGCCCUGUAGGGAAGUCCUCUCUGGAACAGUACCAGAGCCAGGCAGCUGUGCUAGCUGCAGCCGCCGCCGCCGCAGCCGGCCUGCCCCUCCAGGUCCAGCAAAGCGUCCACAACUCUGUCUACAACACCUCGACCUUUGACCCCACCUACGCGGCGUUGACAGGUCUCACCACCGGCACGCGAGCGGAAGGCAACCCCGUCAACCAGGCGGUGUAUGGUGCCCUGGCGACGCAGGUCUACGGCGCUAACGUGGCCAAUCAGCUCUAUGGGGUCCAGGCAGCCAAUCAGGCGGCAGCGUUGACGCAGGCGGGCGCCACGCAAGUGUAUGCCAGCUCCAUGAACCCCAGCCACGCCGCUCUCUACGGUCAGCUCAGUCAGAUUGCCGCCAGUCCCGCUGCAGCGUCCGCUGCCGCCGCCUACUCUACACCAGUUUACGCGCAUGCCAUGGCUAACCACCACCACCCGGGGGCCAUCUACCUGGCAGCACCUGGCGUAGAGAUGCCUGCGGCCGCCGCGGCAGUCAACCAGGCCUACGCCAUGGCGCCGGCGCUCUAUGGGGGUGCCCAGCAUGCCUACGGCCACUUGGGGAUGGGUGCCGCCAUGAGCGCGUCGGCAGAUCCUUCGGCGGCCAUCUUUGAAGCAGCGAGGGUGCAGCACUACUUCGCCCAGGGACAGCAGGUUCUGGCUGAGCAGCAGAACGCGGCGGCAGUGGCGGCGGCACAAGCAGCAAAGUCUGGAGAGAGGGACCGGAGUCCCCUGAGGCGCUCUGCGGGGUCCCUGCUGCCCGAUCCUGUCAUGAAGCCCUUCAUGUACCAGAGAGCCCCCAAGCAGCGCCGGCCGCUGCUCCCCACCCCCGCCGGGCGAGCUGCAGAGGAAGCAGCGGAGGCUGCAGAGGACCCCAUGGCUAGAGAGCAGUACCAACAGUAUGCUGAGUACUACCACCAGCAGCACCAACAGCACCAGCAGCUCCAGCAGUUACAGUACUAUGCGGAGUACUACCAGCAGUACCAGCAGUAUCAGCAACUCCAGCAGUACCAGCAACUCCAACAGUACCAGCAACUCCAACAGCUCCAGUAUGCCUACCCGCCUCCCAACCACCACGCCAUAGCUGCCAUCCCUGCCCAUGCCAUGGCGGGCCACGCCCACCACCACGGCCAACCGGCCCACGUCACGGCGCUGGACGCCGCCCUCAGGCCAGUGGUGCCCGCCUCCGCCGUGGCCGCCGCCAUGGUGGCAGCGCCCAGAGUGUAUGAGCCGCCGCUGCCGCCGCCACCGAACCGCAAGGAGGCCGUCCUCCGCCGAGCCCCCGAACUCUCCCUUCACACGCCUGAGCCCCCCUUCAGAUAGUCACCUCCCUCGUACCCCUCUGUUUCCCCCCGCCUAUCACUGUAUACCACCCUCGUACCCCUCCUCACUCUCAGCGGCUGUGUGUGUCUGUGUAUAUCUGUGUGUGUGGGUAUAUUUGUGUGUACUGUGGCGGUGGGGAUUUGUGUGUGAGUGUGUUUGGAGUUUAGGAGUUGUCCCUUGACUACAGUAAGAACCCAACCCCAACUUGGUCCUGGUACCACACUAACAGUGCAGUUAAAGAAGGGAAGACAUUCUGUCAUCUUACCACCACACAAUGUUUAGCUAUUGACUCUCAAUGGUAGACAGGUGCCAGUAGCAGACAGUCAAUUCCUUCAACAUAGAGAUGAGGUCAAAAAUAUCACAACCGAUUCUUGUACUGUCUGCGCUGUGGUGUGUUGCGUAGCUCCAGGGUUGGAGGGGUCUGUGAGUCUUGUACCAGUCGGGACUGUGGUGCGAGUGUGUGUGUGUGUGUGUGUGUGUGUGUGUGUGUGUGUGUGUGUGUGUGUGUGUGUGUGUGUGUGUGUGUGUGUGUGUGUGUGUGUGUGUGUGUGUGUGUGUGUGUGUGUGUGUGUGUGUGGGAGAGUGAUGUUGGCUUUCUGUUGUUACGAUGUAAUGCACACAGUCCCACGCGUGCUGCCGUGUUCCCUCAUCAGCUCACCCCUGGGAGAUUGGAGGAACAUAGGCACACUGUACUAUAUGAAACUACCCCCUACCUCUCCUACCCCCUCCCUCCUUCCCUCACACCGCUGGAACCACAGCACUGAAAGACACUGCUGCAUUUCUGACCUUAUUUACUCUGUCUAUACCUUAGCCUGGGUAAACCAAAUUAAAUGCCGGAAUCACCACUGAAACAAUCGAGGGUUUAACAUUCAGUCUAUAUACCUACCUCUGACAAUGAGAGCACGGAGAUUUGCUGGUUAGAAUAUGAAUGGUCUGCCUUCUGUCCAUACAGUUUAUCAGUCAGUCAGUUACAGGGUUGGGGUCCAUUUCAAUUAAAUUCAGUGAAUUUAAAAUGGAAUUGACUCCAUCCCUGGUCAAUAGUUUGGAGAAGAAUGACACGUUUUAGGGACGAAGUUUUCUAUGUACUGUACUACUAGAGUCUUACUGCAUCAGUGCAUUUUGAGAGGCCUUUUAAAGUAUGAAUUAUUUUAGUUUCGUUUUUUUGUAAUGUAAGUGGUUGUCGGGUUGAUGAAGUUUACAUUCUAACCCCUCAGAUCAAGUAUGAAUUAUUUUAUGGAUUUAUAAUUAAGUUCACUUUUUAGACUUGCUAGAGAAUUUCAAUGAGGUUAAAGGAAAACUCCACCCAAAACCUAUAUUUUGGUGUUUGUUUCAUUAAUCCAUUGUUGACAUAGUCCCAAAAUGUUUUUGUCAAGUUUUCAACGAUAUGUAACUUUAAAAAUACAGAUCAUCCCUGUAUGAUCCAUUUUGCAUCAUAUGAUGUAGCGUUUUGAAAGUUACAUAUCUUGAAAACUUGAUUGCUGGCAGUCCCAAAAUGUUUUGCUUAUGUCAACAAUGGACUAAUGAAACAAACACCAAAAUAUUGUUUUUGGGUGGAAUUUUCCUUUAACAUUGUGCCUAAGCUUUGUCUGAACUGCAUAUAGUGGAGUGAAGAUCUCCUUUUUGAAGUGCUUUUGUUCUUACACGUCAGUCUUUUUAAUCUGCGAUGGAGGGAAAAGGGUUCGGAUAAUGUGACGUGAUGAUUUUUUUGUGGUGCGGUAAAGUUCACACCGAUGAUAUGACGAUGAGAGAUGGAGCAGUAUCUUUCAGUCGCCCUGUUCCGACGUAUCCUUGCACCCCGCUGUAAGACGACUCACUACCCCCGUACCCCGCUGUGUCCUUCCUCUUCUCCAUGUGAUUUUAGUGAUGUAGUAUUUUAUCUUGCAUAUAAUCUCUCUGUCUCUCACACACACACAGUUUCAUCUGUGGGAUCGCGACGAUCAGGAAAAAAAACACCCUUUCUUGUUAUGCUUGUUGCUUGCCUUGUUUCUGACCGUGUUUUUAGAACUAUUUAAAAUAUUUCUUUUUUUUUAACAAAAAGAAAAAAGGCAUGCUUUUUAAUAUGUAUACUACACAUACCCACCAUUUAAAAAUAAAGAAUGUUUCUGACUACUGUGAGGAAAAGAAAAAACUGCGUUUCGGAUGUAUUUCCCCGUUCUUGUUUUUACGUAUUUUUUCGUCUUUCUUACUCCUUCCCGUCUCUCCUUGUUGUAAUGACCAGACCCAUAUGACUGGGGACCAGGGUGGCAGAGAAAAGGAGGAGUAGCGUCUGUGUGUGCGCCCCCCCUAGUCUGCCUCGUGGAUGGGGUAAGUCUGGUCUGGGGUCAGCGCUCCUCUCUCCAGCCUCACCCAAACUCUUGGCCUAUAGCACAGUCAGACAGACCCUGGGUGCGUGCCAAUAAAAUGUAUUUUCUCCUCAACUGUACACUUGUUCACUUCCCUUUACUGGUGCGAGAGGAAAUGCCUGAAAUGAGGUUGUUUUUAUGGUGCCAACUCCUAGGCCAGGUGUAUUCCCUACGAGGUCCGGAUCCUGCUGGUGUUCUGUUCUACCUGAUCAUUAAUUGCACCCACCUGGUGUCCCAGGUCUAAAUCAGGCUUUGACGUCCAGAAUUGAGUUUGAGGGUUCUAGGCCAUGCCUCUGCUAAUCCUAUGUUUUUAAGAUAUGUGGGAAGUCGUGAACAAGUGUAUACUUCAGGAGGAAAGAGAUAACUGGGACAUAGCCCCUCGCUGGUACAUCAACAAGGCAUCUACUGUGUUACCAUGCUGUUACCAUGCGCUCAUGUCUGAAACCGCUUCCGUUAACUCUGAUCUUUUUGAGUUCCACUUUGUGCCAAACUAGUGUCGAUUUCAUGCCAUUUUAAUUGCAGAUUCAAUGUUGAGUAGAGUGGAGCGCAUUACUUGCUUGCAGAUGACUCCUUGUUUUAACAAUGGGUGGACAAACACACACAUCAGAGACCUGGGGAGAGGCACACAGAUGGAAUGACUGUGGUGCUAUGUGUCUGCUCCUACCCAACAACCUCACCACCAACACCAUGUGUCUGUCUCUGCUGUGUUAGAUGUGCAUGUCACUCUGCUCUCUGUCCAAAGCCCCAUACAUACUGACCUACUAUUCCAACUGAAAUAGGUACCGGCCGCCCAGACACCACCCAGCAGGUGUGAGGUGAGAGGGGGAAGACAAUAAACGUCGCGCAGGCAAAUGGGAAGUGGGAACUCAAUCUUCUCCACCAAGGUAAUGAAACAGCACUGUCCCCCUCUCUGACUGUGCCUUGACCGAAACACCCCUCCCCCCCUCCUCGUCCGCCAUCACCACCCCCACCCCCCCUCCGUAGCUCCCCCUCUCACCUGCGUUGAUAUUGCCCGGGGGGCUUCUUUUGGGGGUCACUGCUCACGCUGUGAUGUCUUCUACCAGACUUCCAGUGACUUGUCCUGUCUCUCACCAUGCAGCACCUACAGUGACUGGGCUGUCAGUCUCUCUGUCGUGCUGAUGUGUGUCUGAGAGAGACUGUGUGUGUGCCUGACUGACUGUACAUGUUUGAGAGCCAGAGACCGUGUAGGUAAAAGAGUGAGUGAGCGUGUCACUGACUCUACGUGUCUGAGAGAGAGUGUGUGUGUGUGUGUGUGUGUGUGUGUGUAAUGUCGUUGGUGUUUUGAGGCUUGGUACAUGUGGAUCCCCCGCCCCCGCUAGUGACUCCUACACCGCCGUAUUCGCCGCCCCUCCCCCCAACCCAUCCCCCUCUGCGCCUGUCCGCCGUACACAGCUUGCUGCCGCCGCCGCCUGCCGCCAUCUUGGAUCUAGGCUGGGCUCUGGAUCAGCAGCUCCCGACUGGCCACACCCACCCCUGGCUAUGGCUGUAACCAUAGAGACCUAUUGAAUGACAAUGGACACCGUGUAUGGUGGCCUAGUGGGGUCACACGGCUGGACAGAGUAUAAACUCAUCAGAGACUUUGUAGGGCGAGAGUUUUUUUGCUUUGCUAAAACUGUGAUGCUGGGUUUGCCAUGGCUGUGUAUGGGAGUUUAAUCACUAUUCACCACCUCGCAGUUGAAUGACUCAAGUCAAACUUAUCUAAUUAAAUCCGAUAACCUGACCUUGCUCUGGAGGAUAACAUUUGGAAUAGGUUUUUUAACAGCGAGUUCCCUAUGGCCCUCUCGCCCUAUCAAAAACGUCCUAUAAGACAGACCGGCCCAGUAAGGGACCAACUACCUGCAGAUUCACUGUAAUCUCAGGACUCCUAUAGGACUUCUUUGGUAUGGGGACUAUCUCUCUCCUCGAGGUAGCUGCUGUCCCUACACCAACCUGCUGUAUCUGUGGGUUGCAAUGUGUAUAUCUGAAUCUCCUCCUUCUGUUGAGAUGAUUGAAUACACACACCCACUCAUCUGAGUUGUCCGACAUGUGGUCUGAACAGCUGAGUAGUGCGUUGCCGGUGGGGGGCAGAGACGGGGAGAGGGUUUGUUCUCCACCUCUGUCUUAUGAAUGAAGGAAAGGAUAGAUGGAUGGAAGGAAAUGAUAGAGGGAUGGAAUGAAGGUGAGUUGGUAAUGUAGGGAUCUCCAGCUCUGAUCCAUCCCUGUUCCCUAACUCUUCUAUCCUGACCAUGGGGGGCCCUACACGAACACUGGUUAAACACACAUAAACACUGGUUCUGCACAAAAUAAACUUGAGUAGUCUACCACUGCACUAGAUGGUUUUUGAUGCGUUUUGGCCAAUAUCCCUCUUAAAAGAACUUUAAUGUUAUGCCUGUGUUCGUUUCCCAAAAGACCUUGAAAGCCCAUUUUAAUACAUUUGAUAUGAGGGUAAUCGAUACAAAUCUCCCCUUAAGGUUCACCAAAAUAGAACUGAUUCUUCAAUCUCCAUGAUCAGGAUGUGAUGCUCUUUCCCACACAGUCCCCUCUCACUCUGACCUGGAUGUGUGGAGUCUGACUCUCUCUGGUGUUUGAGUAAAUGUAGCCAGCCAUGAAGUUCUCCUGCUCUGCUCCCUAUUGGCUCACACUGAUGGACAACCUCAUGGCUGCUCCCUCUCUCUUCACAGCACAGGAUAGGGAAGCCAUCAAUGCUGCCUUACACAUAGCAGCUCAACUCCGAUGCUCACCCCGUUCCCUGAAGUGUGCACUUGUUCACUCCCCCUUAAGGAUGUAAGGGGGGGGGGGGGGCAUUCGAUUGUUGUAGACAAAGUAUACCAUGUCUCCAAUACCAAUCCCAUGGUUUUAAAUCCUCACGGAGUGAAUGAGUGCACAUUUGAAAGAGUGGGGACAGAAUUGGAAUUGGGCCACAGUUUUGCGCCCUGGGUCGACACCAAGUCCACUGUCGGUCACACUUAAUAACGUUGUUACCCCAAUGCUACCUAGUCACAUCAAAUAUUACAUUCUCACAAGCAAGAACUUACUUGUAACUAAGUUGACUUUAUUGAGAAUCUGGGCCCAGUCAAGUGUAGUUACAGUGUAAUGGUGUGUGAUUACAUUUGGUUAGGGAAGAAGCUAUAUAUAGACUUACUACAGUAUAAAGGCAGCUUGAUGUAGUGCUAGCUCUUAUUGUUAUCUAAUACCUAUGAUCUUACUCUGGGGGAUUUCAUUUCUCUUGGUGUUGGAGGAGACAUUUUUAGGGAGAAAGAGCAUCUUUGUACACCAAACUGGAUUGUUGUGGUGAUGUUUUGCAAUGGAUCGAUGUUGAGUCAUUUGUUACUUUAAGCACAUUUAUAGGAAAAACUUAAACAAAGAAUCAGCAUGCUUGACGGAGAUGAAGGGGGACAUUUCCUCGGUGUGAAAUUGUUCACAUCUGUUAUAAGAAAACCCUAAAACUCAUUAUAAUCUGGCAGUGUGAUUUUAAUUUGACAUUUUUUCUUCAAUGUGCGUUAUAGGAAAGUGUAUAAACUAGUUUACUAUACUAAGCAAGGCAUGAACAGUGGCCUUUUUAUAACGCACAUUGCUGAAUAAGUGUCCAAUUAAAUCACACUGCCAGAUGAUGAGUUUUAAAGUAUUUUGCACCAUGAAAAUGUUGCCCAAAAUGUAUUAUGACUAAUGAAUAACCCAAUUUACUAUAAUGUAUACUUCCUUUCUCCUUGCAUUGCUUAUGUCUUGAGGCACUGUACCGUCUGCAUGGCAUUCCCAAAUAAAUGAGUAUUGAAAUAAA